Toxorhynchites rutilus septentrionalis is the source of this 5812-nucleotide messenger RNA. It is a transcript of the gene Appl, whose product is annotated as amyloid-beta-like protein. The transcript is spliced from 12 exons. The record is from RefSeq and is a predicted model, not a curated record. Gene Ontology annotation, biological process: central nervous system development; axonogenesis. Lineage: Eukaryota; Metazoa; Arthropoda; Insecta; Diptera; Culicidae. Bases 365 to 2866 code for a protein of 833 amino acids. Gene Ontology annotation, cellular component: neuron projection; membrane; neuronal cell body. Gene Ontology annotation, molecular function: heparin binding; transition metal ion binding.
GUCGUCGGAUGGCCCGGCACUGUGUGUGCUCGUAAGAUUGCGGUAGUUGGUCAGGAAACAACUCCAGAAAAUUAGAACGUCAUCGGGUGCAGUUCUGUGAACGUUUCCCGUCCGUUGCGAAGAGAGCAUUUUUCGCCUAAGGAUACAUGGAUUGAAUAAGUAUCGAGAUAAAAUCGAUUUGUAAAACGAUUAUAAGUGAUUCGAUGCAUAGGUUGGGAUUCAUAGCAAAAUAAAAAAAAAGAAACAGUGACAAGAAAAUCGAUUCCACGGAUCAGGAAAUUCGAAUAAAAAAUAUUACAACACAAUUGUGCGGUGACAGGAAAAUAUCCAGAUAUAGUGUGAAGUGGUGCAUAAAUUAGUGAAAAUGUUGUCAAGGUGGCCAGCAGCGUUUGCGAUAUUAUGCAUGACGAUGAGUACAACCUUCCAAGUUCAGGCCGCCUCGCCUAGAUGGGAACCCCAAAUAUCGGUGCUAUGCGAAGCUGGCCAGACCUAUCACCCGCAGUAUCUCUCAGAGGAGGGCAGAUGGGCGACAGAUUUGACCAUCAAAGUCCCCGGCUCGACGUGUUUACGGGACAAAAUGGAUCUGCUAGAUUACUGUAAAAAGGUGUACCCUGGUCGGGACAUAACAAACAUCGUUGAGUCGUCUCACUAUCAGAAGAUUGGUGGAUGGUGUCGGCAAGGUGUACUGAACGCAGCAAAAUGCAAAGGAGCCCAGCGAUGGAUAAAACCAUUCAGAUGUUUGGAAGGUCCUUUCCAGUCGGAUGCGCUACUAGUGCCAGAGGGUUGCCUGUUUGACCACAUCCACAAUGCGUCGCGAUGCUGGCCGUUCAUCAGGUGGAAUCAGACCGGUGCCGCCGCCUGCCAGGAGCGAAAUAUGCAAAUGCGUAGUUUCGCAAUGCUGCUACCAUGUGGAAUCUCUCUGUUCUCCGGUGUCGAAUUCGUUUGCUGCCCGAAACACUUCAAAGUGCCGAUGAAAGUGAAGAAAACAGACCUACCAGUGCUGCCACAAGAGACCGAAGUACUUCCGGCGUUGGAUGAUACCGAGCCCGAUAACUCUGAGGAUGAUGAUGAUGAGGACGAUUUCGAUGACGACGAGGACGAGGAUAUGCUGGGAGACGAACCGAUUGAGAGCGAUGACGAUGAGUACGAUUCCGAGGAAGAUUUCGACGCCGAUAAGGAACCGGACACUGGCUCUGCGGUAUGGGACAGCUUCAGCUCGCCACAGUCACUGCUGCCAAAAGAUAUGAAAGAUGACAUCUACACGACAACCGCUUCUAGCACAACGGAAAAACAGACCGAAAUUCCGACCACACCAAUCACCGCUAUCCCAACACCCGAUCCCUAUUUCACACACUUUGAUCCACGAUACGAGCACCAAAGUUUCAAGAAUUUGCACACUGAUUUCCAGGAGGCGCAACAACGGCUGGAGGAAAGCCACCGCGAGAAGGUCACCCGGGUGAUGAAGGACUGGUCGGAUUUGGAAGAGAAAUACCAGGAUAUGCGUCUUGCUGAUCCGAAAUCGGCGCAAACGUUCAAACAGCGUAUGACUGCCCGGUUCCAGACUUCUGUGCAGGCACUCGAAGAGGAAGGCAAUUCGGAGAAACAUCAACUGGCGGCAAUGCAUCAGCAACGUGUGCUCGCCCACAUCAAUCAACGCAAACGUGAAGCGAUGACCUGUUAUACCCAAGCACUAACAGAGCAACCACCAAAUGCUCAUCGUGUUGAGAAAUGUCUGCAAAAACUACUCCGUGCGCUGCACAAGGAUCGUGCCCAUGCUUUGUCACACUAUCGCCAUCUUCUGGGAUCCGGUGGAACUGGUGGCCUCGAAGCGGCGGCUUCUGAACGACCCCGAACAUUGGAACGACUCGUUGAUAUCGAUCGUGCAGUCAAUCAGUCAAUGGCUAUGCUGAAACGUUAUCCAGAACUUUCCGCCAAGCUGUCCCAACUGAUGGAUGAUUACAUUCAAGCUCUACGAUCGAAGGACGAAACUCCAGGGUCAAUGCUAGCGAUGACUGAAGAGGCCGAAGCGAUCAUUUUAGACAAAUAUCGCAUGGAGAUCGAACGGAAGGUGAGUGAAAAAGAACGUCAACGAUUGGCCGAAAAACAGCGAAAAGAACAACGAGCUCAAGAACGUGAGAAGAUUCGUGAGGAAAAACUACGCUUGGAGGCGAAGAAAAUGGAAGCUGCCUACAAACAACAGCAGCAUCUACAACAACCGACAUCAACACCAGCGCAACCAAAGCAACAGCAGCCCCAACAGCAACAACAACAGCCACAGCAGCAGCAACAACAGCAACAAUUACAGAAGCCGCAGCAGCAACAGCCACUACAAACCCAAACCCAACCACCAGUUACGGAACAGCCGCAAACUCAGAAGCAACUCGAGCUGGAGACUCAAAAAGACACAGAAGCUACUCGUGAUUACACAGAGGAAGUAACCAUAACACCGCAAUCAACAGCUUUGCCGACUGUGGAUGACGAGGCGGUGCAGCGUGCCGUUGAGGAAGUAGCUGCCGCAGUUGCUCACCAGGAAGCGGAACCCAAAAUGCAACACGUCCUUGCUCACGACAUUGGUCAUGGCGAGCCGAGCUACUCAGUUCGACGAGAGAUCUACGGUUCCAGUGGACACGAGGGCAAGAAUGUGUAUUUCACGCUGGCAUUCGCCGGGAUCGCUCUGAUGGCUGCCGUGUUUGUGGGCGUUGCCGUCGCCAAAUGGAAGGCCUCGCGAUCGCCUCAUGCUCAAGGAUUUGUCGAGGUCGAUCAGGCCGUUGGACAACCGAUCACUCCGGAGGAACGGCACGUUGCCAACAUGCAGAUCAAUGGAUACGAAAAUCCAACAUACAAAUACUUUGAAGUGAAAGAAUAAUUUACAACCGAUAAAAAUUUUCUUUGUUGAGGCCAGUAGAUCAGGGCUAACACAUAAUUUCAUGACACAGCGUUGAAUGAAAUCAUUCCAACGUUCGCAGAUUGAUUCAGCGUCGGCUGUGAGCGUUGUUUUCAUCUAUACAUGCAAAUUUGUUCGAGAGAAAAAAGUGUACUCCAUUUAUGUUUGGUUUUUACUUAUAGAGGCUGCAAUGAAAGUUAAACUAUAUUUAAGGAAAGCUAGAGCAAACAGAAACCUUGUGUUGAAGGGAAGGGCAAAGAAUAGGAAGAAGUUUUUUGAAUCAGUAUUUUAUGUUCGGCGAUUUGACCUUUUAUAAACAAAAAAAAACUUAAAAGCAAAAUACCGUUGAAUAGUGUGAUUGUAAUUGUAAAUUAUGAGUAUUUAUAGGAACACGCUAAGGAAGAAGAUAAGAAGUCAGAAUAAGUAUGUUCAUCAAUGAAAGCCGCCGUUACCAAAAAAAUAUUAUCGCAUCACCAAUUGUCUGGGAGAACUCUUCUACUAAACACUCACUGUACGCAUAUAGUGGUGCCAGGCUCCAUUUUUUUUUUUUUUCGUUCAGGCACACCCCCAUAGUAUGCAGACGAGGAUUAACAGGGACACUUGACUCUGCGACUCAAUACGCUACGCAGAGGUCCCUAUGUAUCCCCCAACUCAUAAUUAGAUAGCUAAGUAGCUAAUUAGUUAUUAUUAUGAAGAAAAAAAACAUGACAAAAAAAAAUAAAAACAAUAAUUGUAAGUAAAAUAGCUUUUUUGAUCAGUAACACCGGAAAGGGUAAUAGAAAACACUAUCAAAAAUAUAUAUUUUUUGUAACAAGCCUGCUAUACGCUUUGAAAUUUCAUAUUUAUAUAAUCUUAACAAUAACAAAAAAGUAAACUAUAUAUUUACAAAAACAAUAAGACACUCACUAUCACAUGCUUCAAAGGAAACAAUAAUUUGAAACCUUCUUUCAGUUUGUUUCACUCCAGCAGUUGACAAGUAUCAUAACAAUGCAACAAGAACAAAACACACUCAUACCACUAUAGAUGUCGUCCUCGUUGUGUAGACACAAGGUGUGUAUAACUCAAGCAUCGUAGCUCAUGAGAUGUGUGUGUACCAAUUAAAGAGCUUCUUCCGAAAACAUGUAGCGAACAGUAGAAUCUUUUUGAACAAACGAGUUAUGAACCGAAAACAAAGCAAGAGAAAAAAAACAUCAAUCAUGCAAACAUCGCAAAAUUGUGCAUCCUGAUAAUUCAAAUUCGUCCAUUUUUGUAGACUUCUGCGAGCGCGUAAUUAAAUGUAAGAGAAAAUAUCGAGAGAAAAAAGUCAUGUCGUCCCCGUUUUCAGCUAAAAACUAAAAACUCGUUCGAUCAGUGUUACCAGAAUUGCUUAUAUGAAUUCAACGCUUGGCGCUCUAUUUAUUGUUUCAGGUGAUCUGUUUUCAAAUGAAAGUGGCCCACGCAAUAGUCAACAUUUAAACAAAAAAAAACACACACACACUACUUUUAAGUCCGAAAAAGUCACUACACUUUACUUGCUGAUUGGGAAAGACAUAUAAUCUAUGUAAAAAUGAAUUUGAUAUUACUAGAAUACUAAAGUAACAAUAAUGACUAAAAGUAUUUAAAGAGGCAGAAUAAUAAUAGAUUAUAUAUCAUGUAAAAGUAUGUAACAAGUAUAUUUAUACAAUACGUAUAAAUGUAAUGAUGUAAACAUUUACAGCAUAGUUUUUAUUAGGAGACAAAAACAAAGCAACAAUGUAACACUUAGUUGUAAUAAACAAUUUUACAUGAUUCUUUUCCUUGACAUUUAUGUUAUUUCAUGUGUUGGGAAAAUACUCUACUUACCGAUAAAACAAAAUCUAGUCUCAACUAUAACGUUGAAUAAAAGUUAUAAUGAAUAAAUAAGCGUGCAGGACGAUUAUGCUAACACUCUUGAAAGUUAAAGCCGAACAAAUAAAAAAACAGCAUAUUUAUCACGAAAUGCGCUUAGUUGGACACAAUUACUAUCCACUAUUAUUCAAGUAAAGACAACAAUUAUAUCAGCAAAGCACACGCUAAAUCAAAAUGUAACCGCUCGUUUUUUCAUCAGUUUGUUUUUCGAAACAAAAUAUUACUCAAACUAUUAUAUAUGAAACUUUUUUGAACACUAAACACUAAAUAAUACAAAGGAAAACAAAUGCAGAAAAGUAAACCAGCUACUUAGCUUUCAAAACAAAAAAGGAGAAAAAAACGAAAACAAACAUGCAACAAACAUUGGGAAAUAUGUAAGACUUUUGUGUGCGACAUUUAGAUGAAGAGAAGAAGAAAACAAUUUGUAUUAACAGUGAUGAACCAGAGAAAAAAAAACAAUUAAUUGUUACUCCUGUGUGUAAUGAUUAAUUAGUAGAUGAAUACGUCCCUUUUCAUUGAGAGAAAACAAAAAAGCAGUAGAAUAGAAAGGGUCAUACAUAUAAAACCGAAAAUUACAGUUAUCAGGAAAUUUACUAGUUAAACUUUUGUUGCUUGAUUUGUUUUUCUUCAUGAAGCUCGUCAAAAACCAGCACAAUAAUUUAUACCUUUUUGGUUACGAGGCAAACAAAAAUCACACACUGAUUGAGAGAUUUAAUUCGACCAUUUUUGAAACUCGAGUAAGGAAUGCUUCUGAGAGAAAAAAAUCGUGCUAACGCUUCAUUGAAUAACAGUCCCAAGGGGCAAACGCUGAUACCAGUCAUUUCCUACGUAAAAGAAUACGAGUACUGCGAUACCAAGAAACAGUAAUGGCGAGUAUUAACCGAAUCAAAACAGUGAACGUUUCUAUCCAAACCAAAAACAAACAAGACAUUCCCAAAUAUCUGUUUGCAGAAUGAGAGAUAGUGCCGUGGCGAAGAAGCAAAUUGAUUGAGUCGAAAAUGCUCUGUAAGCAAGCAAAACUAAUAAUUUGAAGGAGGAUAAUAAAAAUAUGAGAUAACAAUA